Messenger RNA from Cylas formicarius (sweet potato weevil), 1740 nucleotides. It is a transcript of the gene Lmpt, whose product is annotated as four and a half LIM domains protein 2. NCBI's taxonomy places the organism in Eukaryota, Metazoa, Arthropoda, Insecta, Coleoptera, Brentidae. Bases 142 to 1176 code for a protein of 344 amino acids. Gene Ontology annotation, molecular function: transcription coregulator activity. Gene Ontology annotation, cellular component: Z disc; nucleus. The transcript has 6 exons. The record is from RefSeq and is a predicted model, not a curated record.
CCGGACAGUUUCACACAAUUUCACAGAAUCCCAGUUGCGAAUCGUUGUUAUAGGUGCCCGUUGGUGGUGCGCGGUUGGUAUACCCUCGGCAGAUUUUCCCGAUAAAAAAAGCGGAAAAAGAGAAAAAGGGACGCGUGGAAAAUGGGCGACGUCGACGCAUACACUACCAAUUUCACAAUCACGGAGAAGAAAACGAAAAAGGUGAAAAAAGUGAGCAAGCGCAGAGAGGAGAACGACUCGGGGAAUACCGAAGUGACCAUCACCGAGUUGGACCAACGCACCAACGGAACCAGGGGAAACGAUUACAACAAAAGCACCAAUAAGGACUGGCAGGCGCAGCACUUCUGCUGUUGGCAAUGCGACGAAAGUCUGACGGGUCAGAGGUACGUCCUUCGGGACGAUCAUCCAUAUUGCGUAUCAUGUUACGAAUCAGUGUUCGCGAACGCCUGCGAGAAAUGUAGCCGUAUCAUCGGUAUCGAUUCCAAGGAUCUGUCCUACAAAGACAAGCAUUGGCACGAGGCGUGUUUUUUGUGUACAACUUGUGGAGAUUCGUUGGUGGACAAGCAAUUUGGAUCAAAGGGUGAUCGUAUCUACUGCGGACGCUGCUACGACGAGCAAUUCGCGUCCAGAUGCGAUGGCUGCCACGAGAUCUUCAGGGCGGGAACCAAGAAAAUGGAAUACAAAACAAGGCAAUGGCACGAGAAAUGUUUCUGCUGUUGUAUCUGCAAGGUACCCAUCGGAACCCAAAGCUUCAUCCCGCGUGAACAAGAGAUCUACUGCGCCAAGUGCUACGAAGACAAAUACGCUACGAGGUGUAUCAAAUGCAAUAAGGUGAUCACCAGCGGCGGCGUCACUUACAAGAACGAACCUUGGCAUCGCGAAUGUUUCACUUGCACAAACUGUCAGAAGAGUCUAGCCGGCGAACGUUUUACCAGUCGCGACGAGAAGCCUUACUGUGCCGAAUGCUUUGGCGAAUUGUUUGCCAAACGUUGCUUCGCUUGCAACCGACCAAUUACAGGCAUUGGCGGAACUAAGUUCAUCUCGUUCGAAGAUCGCCACUGGCACAACGAUUGCUUCUUCUGCGCUAGUUGCCGUACUAGUCUAGUUGGACGAGGCUUUAUCACAGACGCAGACGACAUCAUCUGUCCGGAGUGUGCCAAAUCUAGACUUAUGUAAAUCUUAGCCACCACGAAGGUAUCUAUAUGGACGGUUAAAAUCGGGGCGCCAUAUUUGACAGGCAGUAAAAAGCAAAUAAAAUGAAGAAAAUUUUUUCCAAUUUUGCAGGACGUAAUCUGCGCUGUCCUUGUUUGUUUUCGAGGUAAAUUUAUAAUAGUUGAUUUUAAUUUGCUUGAAGGCAUUUAGCGUAAAUAAUUAUUUUUAUUAUUUUCAAUAGAUUUUAUGCAACCGCCUCGCUAGACUAAUAUAUGUAUAAAUUAUAGUUCGUUAGCUUUUGGUGCGUUAAAAUCUUUUAAUGUUUAAAUGAUCAAAGAAACUAUUUUUGAAGCAAUUUUUAGUGUAAUAAGAGAGCCGUGUCUUACAGGAUUAUCAUAGUGACUUAAUAGUGUUAAUCAGACGCCUUAAUUUGUUGCGAAGUAAUUAUAAACUAUUUAUUUAUUAAAUAUGAUUUUAAUUUUACUAAAAUUUUGUAUUUAUGGAUUGUUAUAGUUUUUUAUUUAUCUGUAAAACCACGCUUGUAUAGAAUAUUGUUAUAUUUAUUCAACAAAUAAACUCUUCAAUAAA